CCUUGAGAUGAUGAACCAGCUUGAACUUCUAACCAUCGUUUCAUGCAGAUGGAACCUGAAAGCGCCAGGGAACUGCUUGACAGUGUGGAAGGCGAAAUAUCUUUCUUUCGCUCGGUCAUGAGAGCGAGGCCGGUCGGGCUACACAAGCACUUCCACGUCUUAGCCAUACGCAACUCUAUCUACACCGACACCGGUCGAGUCGUUCCCGUCCAAUGUAUAUGGGAAAAGUUGAAAUCGUGCUACGACCUCGACGCGUUGGAAGCAGCGGAAUUCGACGGUUAUUAUGCGAACACAUCAACCCCCUCAAGUUCACAAGCUAUUAGGUCCCCGUCGCCUUCAGAAAAUCUCUCGAUGCACCCAUAUUUCAAGGAGGAGUAUUCGCUACCGGCCGAUGAGGCUCUUGACUCGCUUGUCGCAGCCCGCCGCCUCCGGGCUACAGCAUCCAUACCAUCAUCUACACCAGCCCCUUCCCCGCGUCAGCCUCACAGAACGAGAAAGGCUAAAGCACCCAGGCGGAACAAAGAUAAAGUCGAUAUGGCUGGCCUAGUUGGGGGUGACAGCGAUAGCAGCGCACUCACACAAGAAGAGAGUGGUGAUGAGGAAGUCUUUACUCCAAGGGACAGUGUGUUAACGGGAACAGAUGCUGGGACAGACUACGAGGAAGACGUUGAGGAGAUAUCUUCCGGUACGUGGUCGAGACAAAUGAUAUUCAUAUGGUUUUCGUCACUUGUCAUGAUUGCAGGUCAACCCAAACCUACCCGCGGUCGAGGCGCAAAACCUGGGCGAGGGGGUACAGCUGGGAGAGCACGGGUGGCCUCCACUGCUGCACGUGGGACAAAAAAGAGGAAAAAAUAGAAGA
Pisolithus orientalis is the source of this 859-nucleotide messenger RNA. RefSeq names its product chromatin modification-related protein EAF7-domain-containing protein. The record is from RefSeq and is a predicted model, not a curated record. Lineage: Eukaryota; Fungi; Basidiomycota; Agaricomycetes; Boletales; Pisolithaceae. Gene Ontology annotation, biological process: regulation of transcription by RNA polymerase II. Gene Ontology annotation, cellular component: nucleus; NuA4 histone acetyltransferase complex. The transcript is spliced from 2 exons. Bases 43 to 855 code for a protein of 270 amino acids.